Messenger RNA from Varanus komodoensis (Komodo dragon), 1629 nucleotides. RefSeq names its product vomeronasal type-2 receptor 26-like. Gene Ontology annotation, cellular component: membrane. The record is from RefSeq and is a predicted model, not a curated record. Lineage: Eukaryota; Metazoa; Chordata; Lepidosauria; Squamata; Varanidae. The coding region runs from base 1 to 1629 and encodes 542 amino acids. The transcript is spliced from 5 exons. Gene Ontology annotation, molecular function: G protein-coupled receptor activity. Gene Ontology annotation, biological process: G protein-coupled receptor signaling pathway.
AUGAUCCCUAAGAAUUACCAGCAUCUCCUUGCCUUGACAUUUGCAGUAAAGGAGAUCAGUGAGAGCCCUCACAUACUGCCCAACCGCACUUUGGGCUUCCGUAUCUAUGACAGCUACAACAAUGCAAGGAGAACCUGUCAGGCCACCCUGCGAAUUCUGUCAGUGCAGGAGAGAUUGGUCCCCAACUAUGCAUGCGGCAUCCACAAUAAUCUAAUAGCAGUCGUUGGGGCACUGGACUCUGAAGUUUCUCUCAAUAUGGCAAAUAUCUUGGAUAUCUACAAGAUUCCUCAGCUCAUAUAUGGUGUAGCUCCAGUCAUGAAUGAUAAGACCCCAGGACUUCCCUUCUAUCAGAUGGUUCCUCAUGAAACUCUGCAUGCAGUAGCAGAGGAUGAGGAAGAGGAGAUCUGCACUGGGAAGGAAAGACUGGAGACCCUUCCUGGAGCUUUCUUCGAGAUGAGCAUGACUGGCCACUGCUACAGCAUCUACAGUGCAGUCUACGCUGUGGCCUAUGCCAUCCAUGCCAGGUCCUCAUCUGAAGUCAAAGACAGGGCAAUCAUGGAUACUAAAGGACAGAAGUUUAGGAAUGAAGAGUCAUGGCAGACACAACCACUUUCUGUAUGCACUGAGAGUUGCCGUCCAGGCUCUAGCAAGAAAGUGAAAGAGGGGGAGCCAUAUUGCUGCUAUGAUUGCAUUCCAUGUCCAGCUGGGAAGAUCUCAAGAGAGGAGGAUAUGAACGAUUGCAAUCCAUGCUCAGAUACAGAGUAUCCAAGCAAGAAUCAGGAUUUCUGUCUUCCAAAGACCACAACCUUCUUGUCCUAUGAAGAAGCUUUGGGGCUCACUUUAGCCCUCCUUGCUCUUGCCUUCACUUUUAUCACAGCUCUGGUGCUAGCCGUGUUCAUGAAGAACCACAGGACUCCCAUGGUCAAAGCCAACAACCAGAAGCUCACCUACACUCUGCUCAGCUCCCUCCUGCUCUGCUUCCUUUCUGCAUUGCUUUUCAUCGGUGAGCCUCAGAAGCUCACCUGCCUCCUCCGACAAACUGCGUUUGCUAUCAUCUUCUCAGUGGCAGUUUCUUCUGUACUGGCUAAAACCCUCUUAGUCGUUCUGGCUUUCAUGGCUACUCAGCCAGGAUCUGGGAUGAAGAAGUGGUUGGGAAAGGAGAAGGCUGGUGUCAUUGUUCUUUUCUGCUCCCUCAUCCAAGCAGGCAUCUGUAGUGUGUGGCUGGAAGCCUCACCCCCUUUCCCAGAUGUUGACAUGUUCUCCAUGGCUGAAGAAAUCAUACUGGAAUGUAAUGAGGGCUCAGUGAUGAUGUUUUACUGUGCCUUGGGCUACAUGGGCCUUCUUGCAACCAUCAGUUUCAUGGUGGCCUUCCUGUCCAGGAAGCUGCCUGGCUACUUCAAUGAAGCCAAGUUCAUCACGUUCAGCAUGCUGGUCUUUUGCAGUGUUUGGCUCUCUUUUGUUCCUUCUUACCUCAGCAGCAAAGGGAAAUCCAUGGUGGCUGUGGAGAUCUUCUCCAUCUUAGCUUCCAGUGCAGGAUUGCUGUGUUGUAUCUUCCUCCCCAAAUACUACAUUAUUGUGCUGAGACCUGACCUGAACAGCAGGGAACAGUUAAUAAGAAGAAAAUGCUGA